CAUAUAUUGACCACUUGGAUUAGCAGAGUGGGAAGGGAAGCCCGGUCUCAGGUAAACGCUUAAGCCGGCAGUUCUGCCGAUUUUAAUAGGUCUCAGGGACGGUUCCCUGGUGGGUUGGCGACUUGGCGGCUCCGACACUCUCCCCACAAAGAUGGCCGAGACGACGACGGGAGUCGCAAAAGAAGAAUUCGUGUACAGGGUGAGCACGGCCGAGGAAUGGGAGGAGCUCCAGAAGACCGGCUCGACGCUUGGCGGAGAUCUCGACCGCAGGACUGGUUGCAUUCACCUCAGCGACCUUCGCCAGGUAAAGAUGGUUCUGAACAACUUUUAUCAAGGAAGGAAGGAUCUUUACUUGCUCCAAGUCGAUGCGGCGAAG
This is a messenger RNA of Elaeis guineensis (African oil palm), 376 nucleotides long. The record is from RefSeq and is a predicted model, not a curated record. NCBI's taxonomy places the organism in Eukaryota, Viridiplantae, Streptophyta, Magnoliopsida, Arecales, Arecaceae.